AAAAAAUAUCAAGUAAAAUGUCAAAAGCAGACGAAUGGUGGGGAACCUGGCAAAAAUAUAUAAUGGGCACGCGGAAGCAAUUGGGGUUAGUUUGCAGAAAAUCGUGCUCAGCCCAGAAGACUAGGUUGGCUUGCCCGUCACUCGCAAUGAAUGAGAUAAAUUCGUCAGACGUGCAGAACCUCACUUUAGACUUAAUCAAUGAGCAAAUCAAGGAGAUUAAUUUCAUCCUCGAUGAAUUUUACUUAAUAUCAUUGGCAAUUUUCAUCAGCCUUAUGCAAAUUGGCUUUGGCUAUUUGGAGGUGGGCUCGGUUCGAGCCAAAAAUGCAACCUCAGUUAUGAUGAAAAACAUGAUGGACUCUUUUCUUUGUGGCACCGUUUAUUGGCUCUUCGGCUUCACCCUGGCGUUUGGCACUGGUUCGUCCUUUGCCGGUCUCUACCCUUACGUCGCUGGCUACAAGUUGCAAGAAAACAAGAUGUUUGCCAAGUGGUUUUUUGAACUCUCCUACGCCAGCACGCCGUCCACAAUUGUGUCCGGCGCCGUCGCCGAGCGUUGCAGCUUCAUCGCCUACCUAAUCUACAGCUCGCUAAUUUCUUGUGUCGUUUAUCCCAUCGUUUGUCACUGGGCGUGGACACCUGAGGGUUGGCUCAAAGUUAUGGGCUUCGAGGACUUCUGCGGGAGCGCCGUGGUGCACCUCGUCGGAGGAAGUUGCGCCAUAGUCGCGGCCAUUCUUCUCGAGCCGCGCUACAACCGCUUCAGUAAGAAGAACGAAUUCGAUCCUGAUGAAAAUUUUGAAGGACACAACACGCCGGUGAGUGCCCUGGGUGCUAUGUUGCUGUUCACCAACUUCCUGGCUUUCAACGCUGCCUCCGUUUUGCACAUUUCGCAGCCUGGAGAUGCGGAACUAGUGGCCAAAAUCAUCAUCGUCUCUCUACUGAGUGCGUGCGGGUGCGCCACCAGUUGCCUAUUUCUCAGCAAGGCAGGCGCUUUCAACACAACUGCAUUCAAAGGCCACGGCUACUGGAGCUUUGGACACGUUGCCAACUGCGGGCUAAUGGGAUUGGUUAUUAGCUGUGCCAGCGCAGACCAAAUCGAGCUUUGGGCAUCGUUUAUUUUGGGAGCAAUGGGCGCUCCUAUUUACGUUGGUUUCCACCACCUCACCAGGAAGCUGAAAGUGGACGACCCCAUCAAUGUCAUUCCUGUGCAUUUCGGUGGCGGCCUUUGGGGUGUUUUGGCCAGUCCGUUGCUGAAAAACAACGCCCUGCCUGGUUUGAACGGCACGCAGGCGGGCAUCUACCUGGGUUAUAACAUCAUCGGUGCCAUCUCCAUCAUGGCCUGGUCCAUGGGGUGCAGUUUCAUUAUCUUUUUCCCGCUCAAGAUGCUGCGUCUCUUCCGCUCCACGGAGCAGGAGGAGAUCAUGGGCAUGGACCUGGCCAAACACAACGAGCCCGCCUACAGGUUCACCCUGAGGGACAUUGACCUCGGCGAGUACAAAAAUUUAUUUACUACAAAUGGCUCGAUGACCCCAACGGUGUCGUCGGAAAUGUUUAAUUUCAGCGGGCGAAUUCCCUUCAAUAGACAAGAGUCGCAAAAUCUUCCAAUAGUUGCGUGACGGAGAAUCAAUGAUUUUUGCACUAAAUUCGCCCUCAUCACAAGUGUAGCCAAAUUAAGCCAGUUUUAGGCAUAUAUUUCACUAGUUUAUUCAUGAAUGUGUUAAAGAAGUUUUCCACAAACUAGAACCGGAGUAGUUUCAAAAUGCAUUGUUAAAUAAAUAUGUUUCAUAAUAAGAUUAUGAUUAUGAAUAACCAUUUUUAAAUUAAUUUUUGAAUGCUAUGUAUUCUUAUAAUUAAUUGUUAGUAAAUGGAAUGAAAAAAUAAAGACGUUUUAAAUAAUUUCAAAUAUUUCCUUUCAGUUUUGUCAAGAGAUUUGUUUCAUAUUAAGUUGAUAUAGUUAAAUCAGGGCUUGUGUUGCCGAUUGUCACCAUUAAUUAAGUUUCGUCGUAUUUUUUUAAUGUAGACUCAAAUUUUGGUCAAAAUUGAUCGGGCCAUUUCUUAGCAGAAGACGCUCCUUAACAUUAGAAAUUAUACAAUAUUAUUAAAAUGAAGCAAAAAAAAAAUAAAUAA
This is a messenger RNA of Neocloeon triangulifer, 2121 nucleotides long. Its product is annotated as putative ammonium transporter 1. NCBI's taxonomy places the organism in Eukaryota, Metazoa, Arthropoda, Insecta, Ephemeroptera, Baetidae. The record is from RefSeq and is a predicted model, not a curated record. The transcript is spliced from 9 exons. Bases 18 to 1610 code for a protein of 530 amino acids. Gene Ontology annotation, biological process: ammonium homeostasis; ammonium transmembrane transport. Gene Ontology annotation, molecular function: ammonium channel activity. Gene Ontology annotation, cellular component: membrane.